Molecule: messenger RNA, 699 nt
Organism: Ictalurus punctatus (channel catfish)
Lineage: Eukaryota; Metazoa; Chordata; Actinopteri; Siluriformes; Ictaluridae
Gene: mgst3a
Product: microsomal glutathione S-transferase 3a
Exons: 6
Coding region: 148-609 (153 amino acids)
Cellular component (GO): membrane; endoplasmic reticulum; nuclear envelope
Molecular function (GO): glutathione transferase activity; glutathione peroxidase activity
Source: RefSeq, a predicted model, not a curated record
AGCUGCAAUAAUUUAAGGUGGAAUUCAAAUAAGAAACUGAAAAUGAGAAACCGUAUUCAAGAGCCUUGUUCUCUUUGUGGCCACACCACUGAUUCUGUUGAACUACACGGCUGAGCUAGGUGAACUAGUAUAGCUUGAGGUGAGAGCAUGGCGGUUUUAUCUAAGGAAUAUGGCUUUGUGCUACUGACUGGAACAGCUUCCAUUUUCCAGUUGACCUAUCUGUCCUAUGCUGUGGUGAAGGCUCGCAAAAAAUACAAUGUGAAGUAUCCCACAAUGUACAGCGAUGACCCAGAGAAUGGCCAUAUCUUCAACUGCAUCCAGAGAGUUCACCAGAAUACUGUUGAAGUCUUGCCAUCCUUCCUGUUCUUCUUGGCUGCUGGCGGCAUAUACCAUCCACGUCUGGCCAGUGUUUUGGGAAUAAUCUGGAUUGCUGGUAGAGCAGUGUAUGCACAUGGAUACUCCUCUGGAGUGCCUGAGAAAAGGACGCGUGGAGCUUUUGGGUACGUGGGUCUGCUGGGUCUAUUACUGUGUACUAUGGACUCUGCCAUAACCAUGCUGGGAUGUGGCUGCCAACCCAAGUGGCCCAGAGGGAUGUUUAAAACCCUCUAAAUAAAACAGACACACUAUUACUGUAUGUUUCGUUUUAAUGUGUGACUGAUGUUGUUAGUAAAAUAAAGUCAAUAAUAUGAUACAUCAAAA